UGUCCACCCAACAAUCACUAUUUUUAGUAUUAAUACUAUUUAUAUCUUGAUUGACAAGGAAUGAUUUUUCAAUUUUGAGUAUCAACAAGUUUGAUGAUAGAAUUUAUAGAAACAAGGUGUAUAGAAUGAUCCCGAUUAGGUGGAUUGAUGAAAGCCACCUUUUUAAAUAAAUAUCGAAAUGAUUCAUGAACAAAGCAAGUGCCUUUGAAGACUAAUUUAAAUGGUAUAGGUGCCAUACUAAAACAUAGAAAACCUGCUCCACCUUAAUACAACAAGAGUGAUUUUUACAUUUUCUUAGAGCCCGUAAUUUCAUUUAUUUAGCUACAAAAAGAAGCGUUAGCUAUUUGUGGCUACUUCAGACUUGACUGUUCAUUUAUUUGUUUGUAACUGUAGUGAAAUAAUGGGACGAACUUGCCCAUGCUCUUCAUUUAAAUUAUAACUGAUAACAAAUUUUUCAUACUCCCCAAUGUCCAAUCUGCGGGUGGAUUCUCUAUGGCCCUGUAAAAGGCUGCUGACAACUAGAGAGACCAUUGUUUCAAUAGUUCCGAUAACCGGACAUACUGAGGUUCAUGACGAAAUAUCCUAUCUAUACUCGGAUGGUAUCCACCGAUGCAGUUGUGUACCGACUUUUGUAAAAGUUCUCACCACAAUCACUCCGGUGAACCCAUCGUCGCCUGGAGCCUGAAAUCGCUUGUUUUCAGUUUUUGUGUAUGAGCUCCUCAUUAGGUCAAGCUGCUGCUGUAAGGGCGUGCACAGAAUUGGAACCGAUCGAAAGCUCACGUGGAAAGACUAUCUUCUUGAGUUGGAGGUCACAACGGGCCCUCCGAGCAUUGACAAUUUGCGUUCUGCUGCAGAUUCUAAGCUAUCAAUGUUUUCCAUUGUGUAGACUGCAAUACAUUUUGAGAGGUUUCGGAUCGACUGGCUUUUAUUUUUGGAUGUUGAAAUAGAUGGGGGCUGUAGAUUCUUUUCCUGGGAGAUGGAGAUAAGUAGAAUGAAUUUUUCGGGGUCGUCUUCGCGUGCUGGGCGUAGCAUGAAUUGUAGCUCAGCUUUGCAAAUAGCUCUUAGUUCGUUGAGUCUAUUCAACGUGGGAAAAACUGCAUCAUCUAGGGUAGUAUUGUUCACUGGCGAUCCUUUUAAUUCCCGGAAGAAUCCCAGCCUCAGAACCCAUGUUGAAAUUAGGGAUAAAUUAUGGGCGAAUACGAGAUCCGCUUCGUCGAGAAGGAUUUACAAGGCAGGGAUGGCGGUGGCGGUAUUCAAAUUGGAAGAGAACUUUGUGGUAGAGGAUCCAGAGCGGGGAGAUGUUAAAGAACUUGAGCCGAAAGGGACCAAUGGAAAAGAAAACAAGAAGAAAAAGAAGAGGAAGAAGGAAAAUGCACCUAAUGAUAAAUUGCACAACCUGGCGAAAUUGGUUGCUGUGCGUGUUGCGUCCGAGGAUUUAGGCUCAGACGAAGACAUAAUGGGAGUGGUCCAUGAGACUGGAUUGCGUGUUGACGUUCGUUCUAUGAACGUGGUAGUUUGGCAGCUUGGGCAGAUGCGGAACUGGGAUGCUGCAUCCAGGGUCUUUCGUGCAUUUCGAAGCGCCAGUGUAGAGCCCAAUGCUCAUGUCUGCACCACUCUCAUUGCAGUUCUAGGAUAUGGCCGUAGAUUACCCGAAGCUUUGAAGUUGUUCAGGUGGAUGGAAAAGCAAGGGAUUGAGCGGCCAAUCUAUACCUUCAAUGCUCUCAUGGUGGCAUGUGGCAGGUGUGGCGCAGGGGAUACUGCUGUGGAGCUUUUUGAGGAGAUGAAGGAGCUGGGAUUAGCCCCUGAUAAUAUAACCUUCAGGGGUUUGGUUUCAGCAACCACUGCUGCAGGGAAAUGGAAGGCUGCUCAAAGCUUUAUAAACUUGAUGCAAGCAGGAGGAUUCUCCUUUGCAAUUGGUGAAUUCACUGAAAUGCAGUGGGCAUGUGCACGUGCGCGGAAUUCUCGUGAAUCCUUAGGCCUUCUGCAAGCGAUGAUUGAACAGGGCUGUGAACCUAGAUUAGAAAACUAUAAUGCACUGUUAUGUGCAUAUGAGAAAACAGCUAACUGGGAGGAGGCUGUGAGGACUGUAGUCUGGAUUCAAGAGAAGGGCUUUACCCCUGAUUUUAUAACUUGGAGCAGUCUUCUCGGUGCGUGUGCCAAUGCUGGACAAGCUGAAAAAGCAGUUGCAGUUAUGGAGAAAAUGAAGGAGAAUAAUUUUACACCGAACGUCGUGUCCUGGUGUUAUCUCCUCAAAGCUUAUCAGAAAACUGGCAAUUGGGAAAAGACCGAGGAGAUAUUUCAUUCAAUGCUGAAUUCAGGGUGCCCUCCAAACGAGGUCGCUUGGAAUUCACUUUUAAGUGCUUACGAAAAGGGUCGCCAAUGGAAGAGGGUCCUCUACACAAUUGAAAAACAGGAAGAGCUAGGUGUGAAGCUUGAUGUAGUCGCAUGGAGCACCACAAUAAGUGCGUUGGCGAAGGCAGGCCAGUGGCAGCUUGCGGAGAAAAAAAUUCGGCAGAUGAAGCAGAGUGGGUGUCAACCAAAUAUUGUCACCUACUCUUCUCUCAUCAAGGCCUAUGGGGAUGUUGGGUUAUGGAAUAAAGCGGAAUCUGUGUUCAAAUCGAUGUUACUGGAGGGCAUUAGGCCGGACUCCAAAGCUUGCUGUGCACUUCUUCGUGCUUAUGCCAAAGGGAGACAGUUGGACAAAGUAAUGUUUUUCUUUGACUCCAUGAUGCCGCGAUAUGGUAUUAAACCUGACAAGUACGCCUACGCUGCAAUUUUCUGGGCUUGCUGGACCUGUGGAGAGUGGCAACGGGCUGCAGAUUAUAUGGAGAAUAUGGAAGCGGCUGGCUGCACCCCCGACACUAUGAUAUACACAACAUUGAUCACCAUGUACGAAGCUCAUGGGCAGGUUGACAAAGCCAUGGAGAUACUCAAGAAGAUGGAUAACUGAUGAAAUACCUGCUUUUUGUAAUCAUCAAAACUAGACGAAUACUCUAAACUAUUACAUUGGUUCUACAGCUAAAAAGUAUUUACAUACCUGGAUAUUCAACGAGGUGGAAUCUUUUGAUCACUACUAGUGAACAGAGUUAGGAUCCAUGCGGAGUUAUUAGUAAUUGGAAAUUUUCAUUCUUUAGUUAGAUACCAUUCGUGUACAGUACUUCGAUGGGAAGAUACUAUCUGGGCUCGAUAAUGUCCAGAAUCAAUGAAACUACCCCAAUCAACCCUUA
Messenger RNA from Physcomitrium patens, 3227 nucleotides. RefSeq lists its product as uncharacterized. Gene Ontology annotation, molecular function: protein binding. NCBI's taxonomy places the organism in Eukaryota, Viridiplantae, Streptophyta, Bryopsida, Funariales, Funariaceae. The record is from RefSeq and is a predicted model, not a curated record.